AUGCAAGACCAGGUCGAUGUCCUGAGCCGGAGGGUCCGCGAGCUCGAAGAUUCCAAGGCGCGCAUGGCGAAGGAUCGCAAGUAUAUGCAGGACAAGCUCGCGCAGACCGAGAAGCGCGCAACGCAGGCCCACUAUUCCGCUCAAGUGUUAGCUGCGGAGAAGGAGGACCUGAAGGCCCGGCUCCACGAAGUCAUCUCAGAGAACACCCGCCUGGAGACGCGCAUCCUGCAGCAGGGGCGCUCGAUCAUGGGCCGCCCGUACGCCGACACGAUCCCCGACACCCUCCUGCCGUCGCCAGACGCCCCCCCGCACGAGCUCCUCGGGUUCGCCGGGCCGCUCGACACGCUGAACAACGCCAGGGACGCCGAGCUGAACCUCGCGGAGGCGCGGCUGCGCGAGAAGCAGCUCCUGAGGGAAAUGAAGCACCACGAGGCGCGCAUCGCGGAGCUGGAGGAGGCGGCGGCGGCGGCGGAGCAGCAGCGGCGGCAGGAGCUGCUCGACCGGCCGGAAAGCCCCAUGGGCGGGUCGGCGUCGGGCGCGCAGGGGCGGCAGACGCCUCCGGAGACGGUCGACGAGGACUCGGAGCUGUCCCUGCCGCGGUCGGUGGCGCGGAAGAUCGAGGAGCUCGAGUCGGACCUGCAGCACGCGGAGGCCAAGGCCAGGGAGGAGAAGGCGCGGCGCGCGAUGGUGCAGAAGCAAGUCAAGGACGCUACGCGCGCGCAGGGCAAGGCGGAGGAGGCCCUCAAGGCCCUCGCGGACGAGAAGGAGAAGCUCUUGUCGCAGCUGCGGCUCAAGAACGAAGAGGCUCGGCGGUUCCAGGAGGCCGCGCGCGCGGCGCGGGCGCUGACGCCCAAGCAGAUGCGCGACGCACAUGCCAAGGCGCAGGAGUACGAAAAGCGCCUCGAGGAGAUGCUGGAGAAGUCCGUCGCCAGCGCCGCCGCGUUCAACGCCGCGCAGCAGGAGGCGAGCGCCGCCCGGGCGGCCGCGUCCGCCCGCGACGCCGACAUAGCGGGGCUGCGAACGGAGCUGGCGGCGGAGCGGGACCUCGCGGAACGGCUCCGGAAGCAGCUGGAGGAGCUCCGGGGGGCAGGCCGGGGUGCAUCGUGGGCCGGUGGGUCGCAGGAGGGGGCCGGGGACGUGCAGGAGCGGUUGCGGGCUGCGGAGGCGGAGGUUGUCCAGCUGCGCGCGGAGCUGGAGGCUGCGAGGUCCCGGGAAGCGUCUGGGCGGUCUCCGGGGCGGGAGGGGGAGGAGACUACCGCGGAGGUCGCCGCGGCGGUGGAGGAGGAGACGGCGCAGCUCCGCGCGAAGGUGCAGGCGCUGCAAGCGCACGCGGGUGCUGCAGCGAGGAUGCAGGGGCAGGUGCAGACGCUCCGCGAGGCGCAGCGCAUCGCGGCGCAGUCGCUGAUCUCGGCUGUCGGGAGCCUGGGGGGCAGCGUGGCCCGCGCCCGCGACGCGGGGACGUGGGAGGCCGCAGCUGCUUGCGCGGAGGAACACAUGCAGCUGCUCGCCGCGGAGCGGGACGCGGCGGACAGCCGCGUGCGCGAGGUCGAGGAGCGCGCAGCGGCAGCGGAGCGGCGGUGCGAGCGGCUGCAACUCGAGGUGGACGAGCUGCGCGCUGUCAACAAGAAGCACAUGUUGCAUGAGGAGUUCCUGAAGAAGAUCGAGAGCGUUGCCGAUGGCGAUCGGAGCGCAGACGGCCCGGAUCGCAGCGAGCGGGCCGGGGCGCUUGCAGCGGACGCCGCGGACCCGUUUGCGGCGCAGGAGGAGGGUGGGGGGCGCAGCGCGGGGCUCGUGUCGGACGUGCUGGCGCUCGGGGACGACGAGCUGGCGCAGCACGACGAGGAGUCGUUCCAGAACAUGCGGGAGAGCAUCCGCGGAGGCAAGGCAGCCGCGGCACUGCGGGAGGCCGGCGCUGGUGGUGCUCAGGGGACCGUGGUGUCACCGCUCGCGGACCGGCAAGCGAGCGAGGCGGUAACGGUCGGAUCGAUCUCUUUGUGGGGCUCGGGGGGCGAUGGCGCGAACGGCGCGUUCGCGCAGACGCCCGGUGGAGGCAACGGCGUGACGCGUGGGAUGCCUGCGGUGUCGCCGAGCCUGGCGCUGGCCAACGGAGAUCAGGAGGGGGCAGUGUGGGGCAACGAUGCGGGCACUCCGGAGUUGGCGGGCGCGGGGGGGGAGCGGAAGGCGCCGAAGACGUCGGGUUUGCAAUCAGGGGGAGUGGGCCCGAAGGAGGACGAGGGGGACUACGAGGAGCACUAUUACGACGACUUCGAGCCGGAGUGA
Pedinophyceae sp. YPF-701 is the source of this 2280-nucleotide messenger RNA. The record is from the annotation of a GenBank genome assembly. Lineage: Eukaryota; Viridiplantae; Chlorophyta; Pedinophyceae.